Ictidomys tridecemlineatus (thirteen-lined ground squirrel) is the source of this 4952-nucleotide messenger RNA. NCBI's taxonomy places the organism in Eukaryota, Metazoa, Chordata, Mammalia, Rodentia, Sciuridae. The record is from RefSeq and is a predicted model, not a curated record.
UGUGCGCCCGGGUCCUCGGCUGCUGGGCGCGUCUGCCCACAGCUGCGCGGCGCCGGGAGCGGGCGGCGGCCGCGCGUGCAGCAUGGAGUGGGAGCUCAACUUGCUGCUCUACCUGGCGCUCUUCUUCUUCCUGCUCUUCCUGCUCUUCCUCCUGCUCUUCGUGGUCAUCAAGCAGCUGAAGAACUCCGUGGCCAGCACGGCCGGGACCCUCCAGCCCGGGCGCCUGUCGCUGCACCGCGAGCCCUGGGGCUUCCCGCACGAGCAGGCGGUGUGAGCCCCCGGCCGCGAUCCGCCGCAUCCAGGUGCGCAGGCGGCAGGUCGGGGCCGGCGUGGGUGGGCACUCCGCUGCUCCGGACGCUCGCGUGGGGGACCCCAGUGCCGGGGCGGCCAGGGUGUGAGUCCGGGCGGACAGAGAGGGCAGUCGGAAGGGCUCGGGCACCUGCCCUGCCAGCUCCUCUCCAGCCCGCUGCCCUGUCCCCGAGAGGGGGAAAUGAUACCCUUCAGCUCAUUCACUCCCGCCGCUGCCCAGCAAGACCCGCCGGCGACCUAGGGAUCCACCGGGUCGGAGGAGCCUGGGGACCGGCGCCCUGCAGCACCCCGUCAUGGCCGUACAGCUCUGCGCUUCGCAGAGGGCGAGAGCGGCACUGGCCGUCGGGAUGGAGACUCGGGGCCUCUGGGCGGAGGGCUUCCUUCCUGCCCUGGAUCCCUACUCAGCCGGGGAGCGCCUCCCAGGGCGGGUGUAGAACCGGGGACCGCAGAGGCAGAGGGUGAGCGCGAGAGAGGCUCAUUUGGAAGAAGCCUUCGGGUUGGCGGGUCUGUGAGCUUCUGGGGAUGGCAUCGAGGGCCGGGUAGGGCCACAGGACCAAGAGGACCGGCCGGUGCGACUGUGGCUUCUAGAUCUCUAGUGGGAAGAUGGUCGGCAGGAUUAGACUCAGCAGUGGGCCUGGCUACUCUCCAGGCGAUGCUACUGAGGAAAUAACUUCGUCUUCCAGACACUUUGUCCUAGAUUUAGGUCGUCAACAGCACUGAGACAGACACCGAGCGCCAAGCACCUCGGCGGCACUUACAGCCUGGAGCCCUCAAGGGGCCUGGCCAUGGACCACCCAGGCUGUCUGCCAAGGGUAAGCUGGGACCACGCCACUUUCACCUUGUCCCUCGUUGUGCCUAAACUUAUGAAGACCCAGGGCCUAAUAAGUGGAGGGCCAGGAUGCAGCAAACGGGGACCCUGGGUAAAGGGCUGUCCCUGCUCGGAACUGCUGAGCUUCUGGUGAAACCAGGCGGCCAGGCUGGCGGCUGGCUCAUUUCAGGAACCCAAGUCUAGGUAGAGGAUCACGGAAAUGAGAGGUGUGUGGGAUGCUGACCAGGUUAGCAGUCAUCUCUGCUCUUUCAGAAACCAGGCAGGGGCUCCAGAAGGGAAAUAAGUGAUGCGGGUAUGGUUUCUUUUCACUAAGAGAAGGCUUGGGUUACUGAUGCUGGGGUUGUCAUCACUAGUAACACUGGAAACACUUGUUACUUUUAGACACAAUGAGAUGUAGAGAAGCUAAAACCAGGAACAUAUUUAAAUUUUGCCUAAGCAGAUAAUACAGAAUUGAAGUAGAAGACAAUUGUUUUGAUAAUUCAAAGGAAAGAAAGAAAUAGUCUCACUUAGGUGAGUUGGUAUUGGUCUGAGACAUGCAGAUGGUUUCCCAUCUAUUUCCCUUGUCCAAGCUCAGCUGUUCUUAAAUGGAGUAAGUACUUUCUUUUCACUUUUACAACAUGAGCAAAUUCUCACCUCUUUGUUAUGUCUUUCUCAGAGUUAUAGUAAGACUUGAUUUGAGUUUCCAGUUUGAAUUCCCAGAAUCAGCUGCACUGAAUCAUGUUGAGCUUUGAACAAUAGCCUCUAAUUGGUUGAUACCUCUGCAGUGGCAUUUAGUUACAGGGUUGUGUGGUUAAGAUGAACACAUGAAUGUGGGUGUAAUUAGCAAUUAAGGUUGUUUAUAAGGCGAGAAAACAACCAUUCCACACUUCACAAAUACUCCGAGGGCAAAUGACUUUAACUAGUGCUUGGCUCCUGGACUUUUCAACCCUUUAAUCUUCCUAGCAGGACUGCUGGAGUCUAGAAGUUUACCCCACCCGACCUCCUUCAAUGGGAGACAAGAGGGAGCUCGGUGAGGAGUGUGUUGCCAUCUCAGCAUUGACUUGGUUUCUCUACUAGUUCUACUGAAUUGAGAAGAGUGGCUGCCUUUCUGUCUUGUGUCCAGGGCCAUUACAUAUCCUCCUGGCACACAAGUCCAUUAGUUACUAAGUUCUUAUUUAUCCAGGUCAAAAAAGAGCAUUUGUUCCUUUGCCCAUGUUCUGCUUGGAGCUUAGCCGUAAACGUGGCAUUACAGUUUCUCACAUUAGUUCUUAUAGCUGCCUGCUGCAGUUAUCUCCUUCCUGGUCUUGACUUUGCUAGGGAUUCUGCUUUUGAAACUUUGAUGCUCCUAUACAAAUUGCCUUUUCUUAUUCAUUUUUUUUCAAUCAUAAUUUUUCCAAGGCCCAGCAUAGGACUGACCUCACCAAUCAGGACUACUUUAAACCUCACAAGUUCCCGACCCAGAUGCAUUGCUUUGAUGGCCUCACAGGUCCAGGUCCCUGGUUCCACCUCUUAUGUACUUCAUCCAAGGAUGCCCUGGCUUUUCCCAGUUGCUAUGCCAAUUCUAUUUUUAAAGGUGGGGUAAAUAUGAACUAGACAUUAAAGCAUUUAAAAAGUCAGGAAUGUUUAAAAUUUAACUGCUCGUUUUAUAAGUAUAACUUGAUUAGGAAAUGUUCCUAUGUUUUGUUUUCAACAAAAGGUUUUUAGUGAUUUCAGUAAUGUUAGUAAGUUGAAUUUCUUCCAUCAUAAGGAAAUGAGCCAUAAUUCAGUAAUGCAAUAUUAGUAUUUUAUUUCAAGUGUUCAAAUUUCAUUAUUUCUAAAUUUCAGUGGUUCAAAAUGACUUCCAAUCUUAUUAGGACAUCCGGAUUGUUUUCUUCAUUUCCAAACCUGUAAGUGAAGUGGAUCCACAAUUCUGCUUGGAAAGAUAACCCAUUCAAGUUGGAUGAGAAUGACAUUACAUCCACACCUGCAAAACCUAAAAUGUCUAAUAAAGCACAUUCCUGAGCCCAAACUUCAAUUUUAGGGCACAGCUGUAGAUGCAGGAUUGAUGCCAUCUGGUGUGAUUCUGCAGCAUAAGAUAAAUCUACCCGAGUGUGCCGUGCACUGGCUUUUCUGGGAAUGACAAGAUGCCAGGAUUUGUUUUUGGUUCACUUGCAGGGGUGGAAAGUUGGAACUAGGGAGAUCCCAAGACGAGGCUGACUUGAAGCUGGGAGUCCUUCUACGCGGCCUGUGUCUUACUGUUGUGCCUGUGAAGUCACUUGGACUUACCGUGUCGAUCCUUCAGACGGGAUGUCUUUUCUUUCAGAUGGAACUGUCCCUUGGAUGGCUGUCUCCAUAGCAGAGUAGGAAGUUGGCAAACAGUGCCUCACUUAGGGCUUUGUUCUUUUCUCCUGGAACUCACACUGAUGUGCGUUGGAGGUGGGUGACUACUGGUGUUGGCUCCCAGCUCACAGAAAGUCAGGCUUCAGGUGGCGCCUUUGGCUUUUUCCUGCAGCUCCCCACCCAGAAGGGGAAGCCCAAAGGGGCAGCUGGGCGUGCAGUCUGAAUCCACUUCCUUUUGAAGGGCUUUCUCAGAUGCUCAACACUGGCCAGCCCCUGUUACGGGCUGCUGCCAUCUGGAGAUGGCCCGAGCAAUGACUUCAACCAAAAUCUGCAUUCUCUUGGUGAAGGGUGAUGGCAGCACAUCUAAGUGGACAAGUGGCCAUCUGUGCCCUGGUGACAAAAUCCCAUUGUGAAGGAGCACAAAACGGUGGCCCCUUCCCAGCGGGUAGAACUCCAGGCAGCCUCAGCUGGAGUGAGGGCUGGGAAGAGGCCAGGUGUUCCUACGGGGUGCUGGCAGGGUGGUGCGCUCUCUCAGCUGGCGGGCUUGCCCGUGUGGGCAUCUUCUGGCGGACGUGGUCUCUCUGUGGAGGCUGGAUAGAGCACGAAGCCUUGCUCUUCUGCAUUACCGUCACUGUGUCCUCCCUAACUCCUGUCAGUCGGACUUUAGUGGAAUCUAGGUUUGCAUAUUUGGUGCCCAAAAAAGACCAUCCCUUUUAUGCACCAGGGAGAUAAUCUAUGCAAAGAAAGUCUUCCUCGCUUCCUCUUGUGACUCUGCCACCAAGCUAGGAAUAUCCUGGGAGAAUCGCUUCUCAGAGCUGCUUCCACGAGCAGCCUACAUCCUGGCAGAGCAGAGAAGAAUCACUUCCCACACCCAAGGCUGUCCAGAGAACUUUCCGUGAUGAUAGCAACGUUCCAUAUCUGCAGUCUCCGAUAUGGUAACCACUAGUCACAUGUGGCUGGUACACACUUGAAGUGACUGAGUAGGUAACACUGAAAUUUUACUUAUGUCAAUAAGGAAAACUAACCACAUGGCGCCAGUGGCUCUGGUACUGGACACACAGUCCACAUCCUGCACUUCCUUGUGUUGCAGGGAGGUGGGAGAGUGUGGCCAGGGCCAUGCUUGGAGUCCCUUGGCCUUCAUCGUCUCACCCUGCAGUGGACCUGGUUUCCCCGAGGAAGAGGAGAAGUGGUUCUUUGGAACUGAAUUCAAGAUGCCGACUUGAUGUUGCCCACCCUCUUGGGAUUCAUGAAUGUUUUGGGAGUAGGUCUCAGGAUUGCUUUUGGUGACAAAGGGCGAUAAAGAAACCACAGUGAGGUUCCCUUCGCCCUCCUAGUACCCGUUGUGUGUUCUAAGUCAGAGUGAUUCCACCGUUUAUUCUGAUCUAUUGUGCAGGUUUUUUAAUUUUUGUAACAUUGUGACUUUUAAAUGAUUAUUCUGUGUAUGUUUUCCAAAAUACCUAGUGAUUUAUAUUUUUUAAAAAAAGAUUGUGAAAUAAAAUAUAAUACUUAUAUGUAA